Molecule: messenger RNA, 2497 nt
Organism: Sceloporus undulatus (fence lizard)
Lineage: Eukaryota; Metazoa; Chordata; Lepidosauria; Squamata; Phrynosomatidae
Product: phosphate carrier protein, mitochondrial-like
Exons: 2
Coding region: 185-1456 (423 amino acids)
Biological process (GO): mitochondrial phosphate ion transmembrane transport
Cellular component (GO): mitochondrial inner membrane
Molecular function (GO): phosphate transmembrane transporter activity
Source: RefSeq, a predicted model, not a curated record
GUGAGGUGGGGAGUACAGCGACGUGGGUCUGAAGAAGCUUCCUUUGUCUGUGGAAAUUCUGAGAGUCAGCAUUCUGGUUUUCCAAACAUUGAAGCAACUCUUUCCUUUAGGCAUGUAGCUCUUUCCAUGAGCAGAAUAAGACUGGAACCAAGGAAAGUGCAGGCCUUGGAACGAGGAAGCCAGGAUGGUCCGGGUGUCUUCCUCUCAACAUAUAUCAUGGCUGUGUAGAAUAGUGGCCUCUUCCACCAAGAGCCAAGCCUUCAGCAGCCAGGAGAAAAUGGACGUGAAGCCCCCCAGAUGGAGCCUAUACCCUCACCCCAGGUUCUGGGCACAGCUCUGGAUGGUUCUCUGCCCCACGCCUUGGAGCACAGAAGGAGAAAAUGAUGACAGCCGUUCACCCCAUCUUCAUCACAGCGAUUAUAGUGUAAUGCAUGCAGAAGCUGCCAAAACCGUCGCUGUGCACCGACGCCGGCUCUUCCUAUCGGCCGCUUCUGCAUCCAAGCAGAAGAGCCACCCUGAACCUCACGAGGAGUAUUGCUGUGAAUAUGGGUCGCUGUCCUAUCUGGUGCUGUGCUCCCUGGGGGGUGUCUUGAGCUGUGGUGCGACCCACACAGCAGUUGUGCCGCUGGACGUGGUGAAGUGCCGGAUGCAGGUGGAACCAGGCCGCUACCGGGGGCUUGUGCAAGGCCUUAAUCUCACCGUGCGAGAGGAAGGGCUGCGUGGUCUGGUCAAGGGGUGGGCCCCAACAGCCAUAGGUUACUCAAUGCAAGGGCUUGGCAAGUUUGGUCUCUACGAGUACUUCAAGAUCUAUUACUCUGACUUGUUGGGUCCUGAACAGGCAUAUCUGUGGCGAACCAGCGUCUACCUUGCUGCUUCAGCCAGUGCUGAGUUUUUCGCUGACAUUGCCUUGGCCCCAAUGGAAGCGGUCAAGGUACGAAUUCAGACCCAGCAUGGCUAUGCGAACACGCUGCGGGAGGCAGUUCCCAAGAUGUACUUUGAAGAAGGACUGUGGGCUUUCUAUAAAGGCGUGUCUCCAUUGUGGAUGCGCCAGAUCCCGUAUACCAUGAUGAAGUUUUCCUGCUUUGAACGAACGGUGGAGGCUCUGUAUAAAUACGUCGUACCCAAGCCGCGUGAUAAGUGCAGCAAGAUGGAACAACUUGGGGUCACGUUUGUUGGUGGCUAUAUUGCUGGCAUCUUCUGUGCUAUAGUCUCACAUCCAGCUGAUUCUGUGGUGUCUGUGCUCAACAAAGAAAAGGGCAGCACUGCCAUAGGUGUCCUCAGGAGGUUGGGCAUGUAUGGCAUCUGGAAAGGCCUUUUCACACGCAUCCUGAUGAUUGGCACCCUCACCGCCCUGCAGUGGUUCAUUUAUGACUCUGUUAAGGUUUAUCUUAGGCUGCCUCGCCCCCCACCACCUGAGAUGCCUGCUUCUUUGAAAAAGAAACUCUCUCAUAAAUAGUGUGUCACCUAUCCUGUUGUGCUUCAAGGAUGCCCUUGUACUAUAAGAAUUUCUAGUCCUUCUUCCAUGUGGCUCCCAGUGGACCAUGGAAAUUCAUUAUAGCCUUAUUCUAGUCUAAAAUUCAGCUGAAGAAUGCUCCAAUAAGCUGUUAAAUAAGCUGUUUAUAUCUACUCAGUGCAACUUUAAUGCAUUUUUUUAGCAGAAUAUCAUUUUUGAAAUUUUAUUUUGCUAUAAUUUGUACUGAAAAUACAUAGUACAUAAUGUGGUUUAGAGUUUUCUGAGGCUGUUAAAUAUUUUAUGGUUAACUAGUUAAUAGUAACUGCUAGACAAGUUGAUAGUUGUAAUACUGUUGUGAUGCUUAAAAUAUUACUGUGAAUUGGUCACGUUGUUAGUUCUCAGUAUCAGAUGCCAACUUGAUUCUGAUAUAAUACGUUGCAGAACCUUUGUAUGUUUGCUUGAUGUGAUUUUGGGGAUGAAGCAACAGAGUAUGCAAACUACAUACUCUUUAAAAUUUUACUCUUAAAGGCAGUGAUUGUUACAUUAAGGUAGAUGUUUGAAGAUCACAGAGCUUUACGGUGGUCCAAAGAGCCCAUCUAUGCAUGAUCAAGAGAAUGUGUACUUAUAGCAGGACUUUUUAUAUUCAUUUUGCAGGGCCCUGUACAUUACUAGAGUAAGCUACCUUACCGUAAGCUUUACUGUAAAUAUCCCCCCCCCUUUUUUUUUAAUUGACUUGUACUAGAGAUGGAAGUUAUUGUGCUGGAAAACAACAAAGCAGAUCCAUUCUACUUACUGGUGUGGUACAUCUUAGGACUGCGGUUAUUUUGUUUAUUGGAGAAUUUAUCCCCUUUGUAUAAAGAGCUAGUGGCUCUCAAUUUUGGGGCAACUCUAUUCUUCCUUUAGCAACCAUUCUACACGUUGCCAACCCAUUGGUAUUCAGCUAAAAUUCUGAAUGUAUAUGUUCUUUCCUCUAGCUUUCCCUUUCAUUUCACUUGGACUUACUGUUAUCAUAGGAAAUAAAGUUAUUUUGGUGAACUGUGCAAA